Molecule: messenger RNA, 645 nt
Organism: Sungouiella intermedia
Lineage: Eukaryota; Fungi; Ascomycota; Pichiomycetes; Serinales; Metschnikowiaceae
Source: the annotation of a GenBank genome assembly
AUGCUUUCCGGCGUCUUCUCCAGACUCGGACUCCCGUUGGGUACCAAAGUCUAUAGUCGUCAAUAUUCACUACCAGCUAGCAGUGUGGUGAUUGCCUCUAUUGGAAAUCCUUCACCCCAAUACGAUGGUACAAGACAUAGUGUAGGACAUUGGGUAUUGGAUGAAGUGAAAGAGAAGUACUGGAAAGACUUCAGCAGGUUUUCAGGUGCCAGCGGUGUGGAGAUAGCGACGUCAGAAACCAAUCCCAACGUACUAUUAGCCAAAUCCAUCAAAAGCUACAUGAAUCUUCAGGGUAAGCCCAUUUCCAAGUUCUGGCAGAAAUAUAAGAAAGAGGCACGGCUUGUGAUCGUGCACGACGAGCUCCAGAUCCCACUCGGAAAAGUGCAAAUCCGGAGAAGAAACACUAGUGCCCGAGGCCACAAUGGACUCCGGUCCAUUGACAACUCCAUGGGCAACGAUUAUACAAAGAUCGCCAUUGGUAUCGGUAAACCUGCAGCCAAACAUGAUCUGGUUUCGGACUACGUUUUGUCGAAGUUUACGAAGAAUGAAAUGGAUGUGCUUCGGGAGGUGACGAUUCCAAGGGUUGUACAAAUACUAGAGGAAAUCAGCCAGGGCAAGUAUAUCAACGAAAGAUAUGAAAAGUGA